Capsicum annuum is the source of this 979-nucleotide messenger RNA. RefSeq names its product AT-hook motif nuclear-localized protein 10-like. The transcript is spliced from 4 exons. The record is from RefSeq and is a predicted model, not a curated record. Lineage: Eukaryota; Viridiplantae; Streptophyta; Magnoliopsida; Solanales; Solanaceae. The coding region runs from base 204 to 638 and encodes 144 amino acids. Gene Ontology annotation, molecular function: DNA binding.
UAUAACAACUAAGACAAAAUUCUAAAAUUUGUAAAACUUUUCUUCUCAUUUUCUCUCAAUAAAGCUCUUGGUAGAAUAACAAUGAAACACCUUUCUAUCCCACCAAUGGAUUCUCUCGAAUCAACCCCACUCCAGCUCCAACAACCUCUAAUGGCUACAACACAAACAACACCCCAACAACAACAACUUCUGGCCAUGAAAUAAUGGCUAUACACCAGACGCCGACCCUAGCUCCAGCACUACCCCAACCCCACUCAAAAGAAUCCAAAAAUGACAUGUCACCCCCAAACAUCGUAUUCCAACAACAGAACCUACCAUUUUCUUUUUCUAGGCAAAACCCAGAAACUGUUGGAUCACUUGUUGUCGUUGUUGGGGCUAUUGCUGAGCCCUCUAAGAAAAAGAGGGGUCGUCCAAGAAAGAUAAUUGCUGAUGGUAACACUGGCAUAACUGGUGCUACUUUAGAAAAUCCAUCCAAAAAGGUCCGUGGGGAGACCUCUGGCUCCAAAAAGAAGCAACAAGAGCCAAAAGUUUUAGGUUCAGCUGGAUUGGGAUUCUACAAUGCGCACAAUCUAUGUGAACACCGGGGAGAUUUGGAUCAUUCCAAAGCUUCAUGGAAGAGCAAGACUCUUACAAGGUAGCUUGUAUUUGGGUUCUUCGAUUGAGAAAGUGUUUCAAAGGCUCCGACACGAUCUCAUCUCUAGAGUUUGAUAGCAGAUCUUGAUCCAAGGGUGAGCACUCCAUCUUCAGACUGCAACGAGUCAUCUUAUUUGUUAUUGUCCAUCUUUCGGGCAAUGAAACAUUCCUUAUUUACUAUAUUUUGAAUAUCUCUUUAGACAUGAUUUUUGUUAGUAGUUCUUGUACGAUGACUUUCGGGUCUUAGGGAUUUAGUAAGUAGUUUGUUGGAUUUCCAUAUAAUUAAUGAUUAGUCAUGGAUUAUUGUUAGUGGAUUUUAUGAUAACAUCAUCUUAAUAUUGACUAA